This is a messenger RNA of Angiostrongylus costaricensis, 2583 nucleotides long. The record is from the annotation of a GenBank genome assembly. NCBI's taxonomy places the organism in Eukaryota, Metazoa, Nematoda, Chromadorea, Rhabditida, Metastrongylidae.
AUGCCAUCUCAGUUCCCGUGUACAUGGUGCGCUGGCCAUCAUGACCGUUUGUCGGCAGAAAUAAUCAGAGACGAUCAGCAAGCUGGUAGUAGUUGGAGCUGGACAGUGAUCGACUGGCAUCAAGUGUGCUGUGUUGCUCGUUGGCGAGAAGUAAAACGAAGUUUCGAAAUGAAUGACCUUUGCUGUUGUACGCCGUGUAAACCAAGAUAUCGGCGUCUUGUGGAUUCGAUCUAUCCUCGAGCUAUCACUGAUGGCCUUAUAUCGUCGAAUAUGCAGAAGCUCAUCUUCUAUGCAAUCUCGCAUCCUGAGAAACUGGAACGAAUUGGAGAGUACUUGGUGUCACGUAUGAGCAGAGAUCUUGGCCGAUUGCGCUUUGUACAGGUUAAGAUCGCUGUGGAAGCAAUGGACCAGCUGCUUCAAUCGUGUCAUAGCUCGCCUAGUCUGCCUCAUUUCAGUGAGAAUCACUUGAAAAUGGUGCAGAAACUGUUGGAGUCUAACAAUCCGAAGAUGGAACAAUUGGCAACGGACUCGUUCGUGACAUUUUCGAAUAUUGAGGAGAGCAGUCCAUCGUACGACAGACAAUACGAUUUCUUCAUUUCGAAAUUUUCGCAAAUGUGUCACGCCACUACUGGCGAAGAUUGGCGGAAAAUUCGCAGUGCUGGAUUGAAGGGACUACGAGGUGUUGUAUGGAAAUCGGUCACUGACGAUCUCCAUCCGAAUAUUUGGGAGAAACAACACAUGGACAAAAUUGUGCCUUCAAUACUUUUUAAUCUUCAAGAACCAGAUCACCUGGAUGAACCUUCCAAGUCGUCUUUACUGUUUGACGGACCUUUCGCCGAUGAUCCAAAUCGUGACGAAGGACCACGGACACUUUCUGAUCGCUGCUUACGUGAACUAAUGGGAAAAGCUUCAUUUGGGUCUUUACGCGCCGUUAUGGAACCUGUAUUGAAACACAUGGACUUGCAUCAGCACUGGAAGCCACCGCCUGUAUUUGCGAUCCAUGUUUUCAAAGCUAUAAUCUACAGUAUUCAGAGCCAAAACAGCUAUUUCGUCAUUCAAGAACUAAUUAAUCAUCUGGACUCGAUGAGUACAGCGGAUGCAUCGAUUCGCAUAGGUAUCGCCACAGUGCUUUCCAAUAUUGUUUCGAUAGCAGGAACAAGCAUAGGUCCACUGCUUUUAUCAAUAUUUAACUCACUUCUCAAGCAUCUGCGAACUUCCGUGGAUUUCAAGAGAUCCGGCAAAUGCAAGGACACUGAAGCGGAGAAGAUGUAUCAAGAAGCACUUUUAAACGCAAUGGGUGACUUCGCAAAUGCACUACCAGAUUACCAAAAGGUGGAAAUGAUGAUGUUCACAGUUGGAAACAUUCCAAGUUUGGACGAGAAACGAUUUAAGCAAGGAGACGAAUUUUUGCAGCAUGUGCUCGUCAAGACAUUACUCAAAGUUGCGACAAGGUAUCGUACCGCUUAUUUGGCCACUGUGUUCACGGAGUCGUUCCUACGUACACUCAUACAGUUGGCGUUGGUGAACGAUUCACAAGUUCGAUUGGGUACACAGCAGAUUUUUCACACGCUGCUUGACAGACACGAUAAUCUGUCGCAUUUGUCUCACUUGCCGUAUGUGCUUGACGUUUCCGAUUUGCAAUUGACGGUCGAGAAAUGUUCACGUGCGGACCAGAUGUUUAUGCGUAAACAUAUUCAUGAUAUGACUCAAAUGUUGUAUCGAGCGGUGACACUGAUUGCCAACGAUGGGAAUCUUCAGUUACACAUGGAUGCCAUUCAGUGUACGAUGAGUUUGUUGUGCAUAGAAGUCGGAUUUGACGAAACACUUAUUGAGCUAUUUCGCUUAGCCUUUGCACUUCAAACAUUAGCUGUUGAUCCUUCAAAUGGCUUUUGUGCGGAAAAGCGUAUCGCCCUUCAUAAUUUGAUUGCCAAGUACAUGAAUUUGGCUGCACAACUCAUGGCCAAUCCUUCACUUUGUCAGCAUGUACAGCAGGUUGUCGCUUGCCGUGCUCGUGGUCCUCCUGGUCUGAACCUCUUGCUAGAUGAUAAACACGACGAAGUACACAUUGUUGGUGGAACCACCGAAGCAGUGGAACGAGUGGAACUCAGCAUGUUGGCGGAAGUUGGAGGCAUGUUAUUCGAAAGAAAUGAUGUUGCAGAUUGUCUCAAGGCCGCCGGUAAAGAUGUUAGUCGUUUAUCACAACCAUUCACGUUGUCGUCCAGUAAAUCAGCUCAAGAAAAAGGAAUAGAUGAGACGGAUGGGAAAACAUCGCCCUUCCUACCCAUGGCUGGAAUGGAUGAUGUGUCAGUAGAUUUAUCCGUGGAUUGGACUCCUCCAGAAAGUGCUCGCCAGAGCCGCCGUAAUACGGAGCACACCGAACAAGUGUUGGCGUCAAUUCGAAAUCGUCCGUUCGAGGAUCAGGCAGAUGAGUCGUGUGCACGACAUGAGGCCGGGGAUCUAUCGCGAGCGGUGUCGCGCCUCCUGGCACGAAAUGCCGAUACAGUGCGCAUGGCGAACAUCGGCAGACCAGCGAAGCCUAAAAACAUUUUCGAAAUGAACUUACCCACUGCGUUCGCACUUUAA